Molecule: messenger RNA, 564 nt
Organism: Coniophora puteana RWD-64-598 SS2
Lineage: Eukaryota; Fungi; Basidiomycota; Agaricomycetes; Boletales; Coniophoraceae
Exons: 3
Coding region: 1-537 (178 amino acids)
Source: RefSeq, a predicted model, not a curated record
AUGCACCUCACAUUCCGCUCCACGGACGUCACCAACGCCACUCUAGCCACCCCCGACGCGCACGCGACGUUCAGAGUUGAGAGCCACCGCAUGUCGCCCGUGAGCCGCACGUCAACGGUCCACAAGACGUACCCCGCUGCGGAUGGCGGGAUGCAGGUCGGCGUGCUCGCGCGGAUCGACUGGCAUUGUCGCCCGAGGCCUGAUGUCCUCCAUUUUGACGGCAACGCGGUGAACUCAGACGUGUUAUUCAGAAAUGAUGGGUUUAGGAAGAGACAGUUCACAUUUACUGGACCGGAUGGGAGACCGUACAAGUGGCAUGCAGAUCCCGAUACCGUCCGGCUGGACGCUUACGACGGUGCAACCCUCGCGACCGGCCACGGCGCCGCUCACGGUCCCUUUGGCGUGCGAGAUGGCACGCUUUCGAUCAACCCGGCGGCGUACCAGAUGAUCGACACGAUCGUCAUGACUUUCGUCUACGUCGAGGGUAUCAUAGAGAAGCGGGAGAGGGGCGGCGCGCCGCCGCCUCCCGUUUGUUGAGCGCUGGUUACAGAAGCUGUUUUGGAC